Molecule: messenger RNA, 6855 nt
Organism: Portunus trituberculatus (swimming crab)
Lineage: Eukaryota; Metazoa; Arthropoda; Malacostraca; Decapoda; Portunidae
Product: mechanosensory protein 2-like
Exons: 8
Coding region: 2980-3822 (280 amino acids)
Cellular component (GO): plasma membrane
Source: RefSeq, a predicted model, not a curated record
UGUGGCCGCUUACAACACCUCCUACUCCUUUUCCUUCUCUCCUCCUCGUUCUUCUCCUCGUCCUCAUCCUCCUCCUCCUCCGACGCGGUUGUGAGAUCUGUGCGGUGGUGUUUUUUGUUUCUCGUAACAUUCAUUUGAUCGCGUUUUCUUUUUUUUUUUUUUUUUUGCGUGUGAGGUGAGCGGUGUGCGCCCGGCGGAGGGCAGGAGGAAGAGAACCCGGCGGUCGGGCUGAGGACAGACGCAGUGACUCGCAGGUGUGUGUCGCGCUGAGGUGUUCGCUGCGGCGCGUGUUCUCGUGGUGGUGAGCGUCGCACCGAACACCAGAGGAGAGAGAGAUAGAGAAGAGAAAGACAGAGUGAGAGACAGGACUUGAACAUCGCACGAGGAGAGAUAGAGAGAAAAGAAAUAUCUCAAAAGCGAUUCAAAGAUACAAAAAGUGCACGUAUCCACAACAAGCGCACUGAACCAACACCGGCCAGUCUCCUGACAACCCAAGGAGCGCCAACACCAUGACCAACACCAGGAAUUAAUCAGAAACUCGAACAGAGAGACAGAACACGUAUUGCAACCUAACCUAAAUCUUCUUAACUGAUUCUUAAAGACUUCGAGAAGCAGCUCACAUCAGCUUAACCAAGCAAUAAUACUAAGACGGUCACCAGUUCAUCCUCACCUGCCCUUCCCUUCCCUUCCCGCGACACGUGAUGGGUGGACCUGUUCCUCGUGCCUAGCUAGCAGUGCCCUUCGCCUCCCGGAGCACUGGGGGGGCCGCGGCGGGAGCGUCUCGGGAGGAAGUGUUACCUGAAGCUCCAGUAGUUGACAGUAAUGGUAAUAAAGUGUCUCAUUACAUAUAUAUACAUGUAAUACUCCAACUGUGAUGAUUCUUCUGUGAUACGCCAACCUCCGUGUUUUGUGUGUAUGUGUGAGUGUCGAACUCUCAGCCCAGGCGAGGCAGUCAACGCACGCACGCCAAGACAAUCCUUCUCUGUUCUCAGGGGCAAAACAGGAGCUUCUCUCUGUGUAUCUAUAUGUCUCUCCCUCUCCCGCCGCCGGCUCACCUCACUCCCCCCUCCUCCAAACCACAAGCGUGCGACAGCCUGAGAUAGACUGACUGAGGCUUAUGCAAGAAGAAAAACAUUGUCGCUCGUGCAGUGCUAGCCAAGGCGCCCGCGAGCAGACACCCCUACGCCUGCGACCCGCCCGGAAGGUUUAUGGGCGCGGCGACUUACUGUGUGUGCACUUAGCGCGGCUGUGACAGGUUCCCGUAGCGUGCCAGCUCGGUGUCGUAAAGGAGAAACUCUCUCACAUUACACCUAUUCACUCCUCGCUCAAGUGACAGAGAACCACCCAGCGCCAUCAGCUCACUAAGAGAAUAAUUUACAUAUACACCGAAACCUUCGCAGAGGAAACCCAAUUUGUCAUCUAUUUCAGCAAUUAAUAACAAGGUAGACGUCUAAAAUAAAGGCCCAUUCAUCCAUCACCCUUCCUGUCAAACUGAUUCGCGAAAAGCAAGAGGCGGUGAGAGAAAACCUUAUCGACAGCCUCUGGCAAUGAAUGGCGCACGCCUGCAAACACCACCAUAAAUUACCCACAGUUAUCCAUCUCCGGCCGCUCCACCUUGACUCGAGGACGACGCCACUGGUGCUUCCACUCCCUCAACUCGUCCCCAGCCACCACACUCGUCCCCUCUGAGCCCUACUAACCUGAGGACGCGGUACGUGGCUGAGGAGAGAGCAUGAUGCGGAGCUAGUGUUGCCGUCUCUUGGGAGUCGACGUGAAAAAUAAGAACUGCAGCAGCCAGCGAAUCAGCCAGCCAGGGAGCCAGCGGGUCUUCCUGGGCGAGACAAAGGAACGGAAACGCUAAAAACUCCUACGACAGCACCGAGGAAUCAUAAUCUCGCCGUAAAUUCAUCUCAGCUCAGCGGCCUCGCGACUGACACACAAAACCCAGGAAAAGUAUUUAUAGAAGGUAUAAAAAGACAUUCGUUAGUCAAAAUCCUUAAAGUCACUGAAGCAAAAAUUGAAACAGUGGUUCGUUUAGUAUUCCACUGAGGUAAGGAGAGAGAGAGAGAGAGAGAGAGAUAGAGGAAGAGAAAAAAGAAGAAACAGAACCCAACAAGUCAAGUCACUGCGGCACUGCGACGAUUCCUGACCAAGCAACCAACCACCAACUUCUUGCAUGAGCUUCACCCAAACUUCCUACAACCCAACGUGUACCUGCGGCCACCACUACCUGCCUGCCUGCCUGCCUUCACCUGCGUAGAGGGAGCGCGUCCCAAGACACGUUCCCUGUUCAGCAGCUCCUCAAAGAAGUCAGUCUCUCCUUCAGGCUCUCGGCCACGACCCCUUAGCGCCACACCUCACUCUAAAACCUCACACUCAGGGUACUUCUAGCUUUAAGUGGCUGAGAGAUCAACACGACCCGAAGGAAAGUUAUAUGUAUAUACUUAUACAAAAAAGAGUUCCGAGUGCCCUUCACCUGUUAAAGAUACGUACCUAUGUAAGGAUAAGAACCGUUGUUGUGUGGGCCCUAGAGGCUUAACACGGACCACUACCUCGCCCCGUGCUACACGCGGCGACAAGGACUCCUCCAAGGUUCCCUACGAGCCUCCUACAAGACUCCUUUACAAACUAUUCCACACACACAAAGAAAAAAAGUAGAAAUACUCCUCCACUUAGACCCCUUCAAAGCCUCAGGAAAGGAAAAAAAAAGGGAAGGGAAGGGAGGGGAAAAAAAGUUGUUGAAAAGGUCCUCCACAAACAACAAGACUUCAGAGAGGAAAAAACAUUCAUUAUCCUCCACACAAGUCGUCAGGGUUUGCCGUCAGCCCGCGGAGGCGGCGGCUGACGGACACUAACGGAGGCUACCACUGGGGUGGCCACGCGAGGAGGGCGGCGGCCGCUCCUCUUCCAUGCCCGGGCGCGGGGGUGCCGGGGACAAGUUUGAUUCUCGUUUGAAGAUUUUCCACAGGGGCACCGUGCAUGGAGUACCACACGACAAGAAAAUCCUCUUCGUGCUACGAACUUCACGUGAUGUUUCCUAACCCGGAGGGGCCUGGAUGUUGCGCUAUAAUUCUCACCAUCGUCUCUUAUCUCCUUAUCAUCGCCACCUUCCCCUUCUCACUAUGCAUGUGCAUCAAGGUCGUUCAGGAGUACGAGAGGGCCGUCAUCUUCCGCCUCGGUCGUCUCCUAAAAGGCGGCGCAAAAGGCCCUGGUAUCUUCUUCGUCGUCCCUUGCAUCGACUCCUACAGGAAGGUCGAUCUUCGAACUGUUUCCUUCGACGUCCCGCCGCAAGAGAUACUGUCUCGAGACUCUGUGACUGUGUCGGUGGAUGCUGUUGUUUACUACAGAGUGUCGGAUCCUAUAAUGGCAGAGACUAACGUAGAGGAUUACAGCCACUCCACCCGCUUGUUGGCCGCGACCACCUUACGGAAUGUCUUGGGAACAAAAAAUUUGGCGGAGAUUUUGAGCGAGAGGGAGAGCAUUUCUCACAACAUGCAGAGCUCCUUAGACGAAGCAACGGACCCUUGGGGUGUCAAAGUGGAGAGAGUAGAGAUCAAGGACGUGAGGCUGCCAGUCCAACUGCAGCGAGCCAUGGCCGCCGAGGCCGAGGCAGCGCGAGAGGCACGAGCCAAGGUGAUCGCUGCUGAGGGUGAACAGCGAGCCUCCAGAGCACUCAAGGAGGCCGCAGAGGUCAUCAACGAGUCCCCAGCAGCCCUCCAGCUCCGCUAUCUGCAAACCCUCAACACUGUCUCUGCAGAAAAGAACUCGACUAUCAUCUUCCCAGUCCCUAUUGAUUUCAUCCAGCACUACAUGAGGAAGUAGUUCGUCUAGUCCUGCAAGCAACAUCAUGAAUUACAAUAGAUUACUUUGUUUUGACUCCUUAGGACAGUGAGCUCAAAAGUUAGCUAAGCAUCACUUUUCUUUCUCACAGGAUAAAGGCAGAAUUUCAACAGCCAGAUCUUGAACAUAAAGAAUGUAUUUUGUAAGGGAGUAACUUUUGCCUUAAACUCAUGACUGACAAUUCCAUGAAUCUUGAGGGAAAUCAGUUCUUGAAAAAUGAAUUUUAGUGUAUAUAAUUAGAUUUUUAAAUAGUUAGGUAUUCCAUAUAUUAUCUUGCUAUGAAAAGUGUUUCAAUAGAUAUGUUAGGAAAUGAUUAUCUGUAGAUUUCAUUAUCAGUUCUGAGUUGCUAGUUGUAAACAACAUUCAGUUAAAUAAGGGCAUAAAGGAAAUUAUUUUGGAGAAGAUAUCUUUAAUUGAAAGCAAUAUGCAAAAAAAAAUAAAGAAUAUUUUCAUAUACAUACAUAAAUACAGCAGUUGUCAUUGAGAUUGGAGGAAUUACUUUCAUAGUAGGAAAAUAGUCAUUAUUUUGAAUUAAGAAUACUCUUUGUUCUCAUGAUUAUUUGGAAAAUCUAGACAUUGAGUUCCCAUUAGUUGUUACCCUUGUGUGUGUGUAUUUCUCAAUAAAUUUGGUCCAUUUUUUAUCCAAGAAAAUUUUAAUUUGUUACUCUAAUAUACUACUGACAUAGUAACUGAUUAAUUACUUUUUGGUUCCUGAUUUGUGAUGAUUUUGUAAUGCUAAAAUUGCACCUAAUAACAGGUAAAGACACAAUGGACCACUUACUGCAAAAUGCUAUUAACUUUUAAGGAAGUGUGAGAGUGGCAGCACCACACACUCUGACUCAGUGCUUGAACGAUGGACAGAAAGUUCAACGAUGCCAGAUAAUUUUGAGAAGUCUUCAGUGCUUUCUUAUCUUCUUCAAACACUGGAUCAGUAAAGUUUGAUUACCAGACAGAUUAUGAAGAUAGGUUUUGUAUAGAGAAUACAGAUCAUUCUAGCAGUCUAGGAGAUCUCUGGAGAGACUUACUAUGACUGUUAUUGGAAUUACAAUAGAAGAUGAGGUUGCAGAGUCUUGGUCAACCUUUAUGGAACGAUGGAAACUGUUUCAUACAAUUCUUUCUUGUAAAGAAAGAAAUAUCUUUAUAUAUCAUGAAAAUGUAGAAGUAACCCCACCUAUGUAUAAAUGUUUCAUAACAUUGGCCCUCCAUCAAUGUAGAGAAAUUAAUAUUCAUAUGCUUAUUAGACUCAGAGAUUUAUAUUACCCACAGUUAUAGGUAUAAUUCUUAUUUACUUGAACUAGUUAUGAAAUUAAUUAUGCAUAUUAUGUUAAGUUCAAAGAAUAUUGGAAUACCUGCACUCCAUAUUAGCCUUAGUAGAAUAGACUAUCUUAAGUCAUUUGCAGAAGCUUGUGUGUCUGUUCUCCUCAAUGAUUUCCCAGUGAUCCUUUUGCUCAUUUCUUGACUAAUAUUGUCCCAAGUCAAAAAUAUUAGUCACAGAAAUGGAUCAUCCUUAUGAAUACAGGGAAACCAUGGCUGACAGACACUCACUGGGACUGCAAUGCAUGUCACUGCGCGGAGGUGCACUGCCGCGUUGGGCUGUAGGGAUGCCCACAGUCCCACCACAGUCUGGUCCUCUUGGUUUGCUCCAUCACUUUCUUUCAUGUUAUGUUUUCAGUCAUUUUUCCAUGGAAUUCAGAUUAAUUCAGAUUCUUACUUGAAUAACAGUGUUUCAUUGUUGUUCACAAAACUUUAUUUGAGUAUAAUUUUCAGCAACUGUUUGUAGUUACCAGAAUUUAUUGGAUUAUAAAGAGUACCAGAUUUAGCACAUGUAUGUAAUAGAUUUUGUGUGUAUCUGUUUUGAGCAAACUAAGCACAAGUUAACUAGGUACUGGGAGUGACCUGAAGGAGAACUUUCUGAUGGUUGAAACAUACAGUUUGAUUAUGGCCUUUUUGUGUGGUAAAUAUUUUUGUAUAUCACCCUGGAAUGGAAUGGCUGUUGUUGCAACAAAUGUUCUGGCAUCCCAGGCACCUCCUCCUCACACUCGCUACUGGCGUGGGGCUGUGGAAAUAACGUCCCUCUAGUGUUGUGCAGUGCAUCCCAAGUUUGUUUUCUGGCAUUUGUAAAUCAUAACAUAUAAUUUUAAGAUUAUGCAGCACAUUAUAUUCAAUUGAUUUUUUAACACAACAUGCAUAUAUUUUACAGAUAUAGGUUGACAAGAAGGAAAGAAAGUUUUAGAACUUAUCUUGUUCCAUAUUUUGUCUUUGUAAUCUUAGAGAGUAAAGUACACAAAAUGAAAUAAACAUUGUCUUUAGAGUAGAUUUCAAUCUUUACAUUCUCCAAAAAGAAUUCAAUUUUCCAUUUCUUGUGUGCUACUUGGAGAUGAAGCAAAGUAUUUUACUCUGUAAAUGAAGUUUGAAAGAACAUAUCUUCAUAAUUGUACAUAGCAUAUUUGUAAUUACAACAAAUGCAAUAUCUUUGGAAAAGGUUAUCAAAAGUUUUGACCAGUAAUUUUCCCUCUCUCAGACUACAUUGGCCUCUGUUUGCCAACAUAAAUGUGUUUGGAUCAAGUGAUAUUUAUAUUGCACCUCUGUAUUCACGGUCUGCAGCAUGUUAUUAGAUUACUUGUGAUAAGAUUAUUCUGUUUUAAGUCCGGAUAUGCAUUUCAUUGUGGUUUUAUGUGAAAUGUCUUGAUCUUUCACAUAGACAUGAAAUGAUAUCUUGAGCCAAAAUUGAAAACUUUAAAAAAUUUGCUACACAACCUUAUGCCCAGACAGAAACUGAGUAUAGGGGAGAACCAUGGAAGAAAAAUAAAUAAAUCUUUAGACUUGUAAUAAAUGACUUCAGAAAAACCAGACGUCAAGUGUAGCGCAAAACUUAUAUAGAUUAUGACAAGUCAGUCUUGCUAGGAAUGCACAGGAAUGGUUUUUCUGAGGUAACAUGCUUACAUGUGUGUUACCAUCCAUUAAUGUUAAAUCAUGUUUCUUUUAUACAGAAUAAGAAUAAAUUUUACUUCAUCA